GAGAGAGAGAGAGAGAGAUUAUCCUUAAUUAGCAGAUCACAUCACUCCAUCCGACGCAACUAUAAAAAUGCGACCACCCUCCAGCAGAGGAAAACUUCCUACACUCCACCUCCUCCUUCUCCCUCCCUCCUCCCUCGUUCACACUUGAAGAACUUCAGCAAUGGCCGCCUCGAGAAUGAUCUCCCGGCCUACGCCCGCCCACAGCCGCCCCUAUGCUCCCGACGACGCCGUCUUCGAGUUCGACGAGCCCGAUCUCCUCUGGUCCUCCUCCGACGACGCCCCCUACGACCCCAGAAAGCCCCAGCCCCGGUCCCUGAAGAAGCUGCAGAGGAGGCCGUCGUCCGCGGCGGAGGCCCCGCCCUCGCAGGCCGCGGCGGCGGCGGCUGCUGCGGCUGCGGCUGCGUCGUUGCCGGUGAACAUACCGGACUGGUCCAAGAUCCUGCAGGGUGACUACGGAGAACACCAGCGGGGGAGGGAGGGCGCCGAGGUUUUCGGCGGCAGCGACGGCGAGGUAGAGGACGACGGGGAUAGGGUACCGCCGCACGAGUUCUUGGCGCGGAGGAGGGGCGCGUCGCUGUCCGUCCACGAGGGCGUCGGGAGGACGCUCAAGGGGAGAGAUCUACGUCGCGUCCGGAACGCCAUUUGGAAGAAAGUCGGCUUCGAAGACUAGAGAGAGAAUACAGAGAGACAGAGAGCUGGCUCCUUGUCGAUUCGACUAAAAUAUUAUUAUUACCAGUUAUAUCAUAUGCUCGGAACACGUAUAUUGUGGUCGGGGAAAUUUUUGAUACAGCUUUAGGCCGUGCUGGAGAUGGAGAGCGAGAAACGCAAAGCCUUUUUCUCUCCGUCUCUCGCUCUCUUUCACAUCGGCACAAGCUUCAUUUUCCCCCAUAAGUUCUUUCUUUCUUUCUUUCACGGAUCAAUCUGGUGUUUUUGGGGUGUUGUGUUUUCUGUUCUUGCUACUUUUUGAAGGAAAGAAGACGGCUCUCCUCUCUGCAUGUAAUUCAUCUCUCUCCUUUCUCGAUC
Molecule: messenger RNA, 1023 nt
Organism: Eucalyptus grandis
Lineage: Eukaryota; Viridiplantae; Streptophyta; Magnoliopsida; Myrtales; Myrtaceae
Exons: 1
Coding region: 161-670 (169 amino acids)
Source: RefSeq, a predicted model, not a curated record